UUGACCGGUGACAUCGUUUUGAAAGUAGCCAAUCAGGCAGCAAACUGGAGAUCGCAACCCUGCCUGCCAGAGUGAUGCUGUAUAAAAAGAGAAUAAAGAUAGUAUCUCCUAGCAACGCGAAUUCUAUCAACAAUACGUUAUGGGAUAUUCGUAUACGUCACUGUUGCCAUAGCUACGUCUCUGUCAAAUACACAGGUUUCAUUUAUUGUGUCAGGGGAGGCUAAAAUAAACAAUGGCUGAAAAAAAGUUCAAAGGAGCCCCGUUUGGAACACAGACAUCGAGGUUUGAUGUGUCAGCGGUCCAUCCAGCCAAUAAGAGAGUAGGGACCUACACAGAGAUCCCCUACUGCAAAAAGAUGACCAAUGACCUGGAGAGGCGGCUGGGCCCGGGGUCCUAUGAUGCUGCAGGCCAUGGGGACUUCAGUAAACGGUCGGUGGCAGAGCGGGCCAAAGGGCCGGGGUGGCAGAGGGCCCAGGAGACUGCCAGGUUGGCAGCCAUACCUCACCUCCUCUACAGGGAGGCCUGGGAAAACAAACGCUUCCUGAAAACUAAAGUGGGUCCAGGAACCUACAGAGUAGCAGACUUUAUAGAGGAGCUGCAGAAGAAACCAGGCAGUGUGAGAGGAGUGUGUGACAGCAGGGAAGAGCGGUUCAGAAAUGCACAGAGCUGGACGCCAGGCCCUGGUUGCUAUGGUAAUGGGGGUGUUCCAUGGGCAGCGCUGGAGGAGAAGAGGUCGGGGUUAAAUGGGGCUCCUAGCAUGCACCUCAGCUCCUCACUGCAACGCUUCCCAGAAGGCAACAGUACAGACUGUGGGCUGAGUCCCUGUACCUAUACUCUAAAGAGCAGCACAGAGGCGUUGUUGGCCAGCGGCAGCAGCAGGAGAGGCGCAUAUGAUCUCUUCACUGGACCACGAGACAAACCCAUCACCGCUGGAUACUUCGCUACCCCGAAGUGUGUAAAUCUAACUCCAGGGGAGUACCCCAGUGGGUGUGGGGGCUUUGGAGAGGAGUUGUGUCGUCGGGAAAAGCGGAACCACGGUGUGUUUGGAAUGUUGGAUCAAUACCCAGUUGUUCCAACAGAGAGAAUCUACCACAGCACCCUGUCCCAAUGCCCUCGACCUGCUACGUUCCCAGGGCCAGGGUGGUAUAAGGUCGUCUCUCCACAGUCCCGUCCAGAGAGUCACACCCAUCCCCCCUUCCUCUCCUCUGCCCCCCGUGCCAGCCGUAGGACAGAAAGGUUGCAGAACGGAAAUUAUAGCAUGGUUGGUCCUGGUCGUUAUGACAUUGCAGAAAAGGGGUGUAGUAAGAUUGACAAUGUCUACACCUCCUCCUUCAGUUCCCGGACACAGAGAUAUCUUCACAAACCAGACAGAGACAAACACACACAGGAGAGGUUGCGUGCGAUAAAUGUUCCGGUGGACAGACUGAGUUUCCUGGUGCAGCCUGGAAGGAACACUUUGAUGAAAUCAGCUUAGACACACACACACACACAUCGAAGCAGCAUGGAACAAAGACUCCGGAUACAUGUUUUACAACCCAUCAGAUUUCAAGUUUAGUUUUUCAACUAUAUUAAAAUCAAUAUUGAUCAA
This is a messenger RNA of Oncorhynchus nerka (sockeye salmon), 1588 nucleotides long. Its product is annotated as ciliary microtubule-associated protein 2-like. The coding region runs from base 233 to 1474 and encodes 413 amino acids. The transcript is spliced from 10 exons. NCBI's taxonomy places the organism in Eukaryota, Metazoa, Chordata, Actinopteri, Salmoniformes, Salmonidae. The record is from RefSeq and is a predicted model, not a curated record.